This is a messenger RNA of Elephantulus edwardii (Cape elephant shrew), 600 nucleotides long. RefSeq names its product MARCKS-like 1 (gene MARCKSL1). The transcript is spliced from 2 exons. Gene Ontology annotation, biological process: central nervous system development; actin filament organization. NCBI's taxonomy places the organism in Eukaryota, Metazoa, Chordata, Mammalia, Macroscelidea, Macroscelididae. Gene Ontology annotation, molecular function: calmodulin binding; actin filament binding. Gene Ontology annotation, cellular component: plasma membrane; cytoplasm. Bases 1 to 600 code for a protein of 199 amino acids. The record is from RefSeq and is a predicted model, not a curated record.
AUGGGCAGCCAGAGCUCUAAGGCUCCCCGGGGCGACGUGAACGCCGAAGAGGCAGCAGGCUCUUCCCCCGCCAAGGCCAACGGACAGGAGAACGGCCACGUGAAAAGCAAUGGAGACUUGUCCACCAAGGGGGAAGGGGAAUCGCCUCCCGUGAACGGAACAGAUGAGGCAGCUGGGGCCACCGGCGAUGCCAUUGAGCCAGCACCCCCCACCCAGGGCGCUGAGGCCAAGGGGGAGGCCCCCUCCAAGGAGACCCCCAAGAAGAAGAAGAAAUUCUCUUUCAAGAAGCCUUUCAAAUUGAGCGGCCUGUCCUUCAAGAGAAAUCGGAAGGAGGGUGGGGGCGAUUCCUCUGCCUCCUCACCCACAGAGGAAGAGCAGGAGCAGGGGGAGAUCGGUGCCUGCAGCGAGGAGGGCACUGCCCAGGAAGGGAAGGUUGUCGCCACCCCGGAGAGCCAGGAGCCCCAAGUCAAGGGGGCAGAGGCUGGUGCUGCCUCCAAGGGAGGAGACACGGAAGAAGAGGCAGGGCCCCAGGCUGCAGAGCCGUCCACUCCCUCGGGGCCAGAGAGUGGCCCUACACCAGCCAUGGAGCAGAAUGAGUAG